Nasonia vitripennis (jewel wasp) is the source of this 1326-nucleotide messenger RNA. RefSeq names its product acrosin-binding protein-like. Lineage: Eukaryota; Metazoa; Arthropoda; Insecta; Hymenoptera; Pteromalidae. The record is from RefSeq and is a predicted model, not a curated record. The transcript has a single exon. Gene Ontology annotation, molecular function: zinc ion binding; nucleic acid binding. The coding region runs from base 1 to 1326 and encodes 441 amino acids.
AUGACUGAUUCAGUUCGCCCAGAUACUCUAGACCAGCUGAGAGGCAGACCGUCUGUGUUCACGAGUGAUAUUGGUGACGCGGACAAAGAGUUGCUAGAGCCAGAGCGCGAAACGGUGCGACGCCGCGUCUCUUGGGGCAACUCUGGAGGUCGGCCGAGUAUGCAACGGAGCUGUGUGAGCUCGGGUGAGGAGUCGGAGGAGGAGAGUGGACAAAGAGAGAAGAGUGCGGAAGAGGAGUCGGAGGAGGAGAGUGGACAAGGAGAGAAGAGUGCGGAAGAGGAGUCGGAGGAGGAGAGUGAGAGGAGAGAGAAAAGUGCGUCGAGAAAGAGACGGAGACAGAGAGGUUUGCUGAGCAGUGACAGCGAGCUCGAAGUUAACUCGAGCUGCGAGUUUAACUCAGCGAACCUGACGUCAUCCGAACGCCGGAAAAGAUCAGCCGACUCGCUCAGGGCUUUGGAGUUCCUGAAGCAUUGGGAGCUCCAGUUCUCGGGCGAGAGUGAUCACGAGGAGGCGGAGGAGUUCUUUGAUCGACUGUGUGAGUGCAGAGUAGCGUUAGCGGUGCCAGACCGCGAGCUGCUAGCAGUGUUGCCGUGCAUUUUCAAGUUGCAGGCAAGCCGCUGGUAUCGGGCGAAGAGAAAGAGCCUGCGAACAUGGGAGAUGUUCUGCCGGGCCUUUCGUCGCCGAUACAUGGUUCCGUAUUGUCGGGAGGAUUUGGAGGAAGAUCUGCGCAAGCGAACGCAGCACAGAGAAGAGAAGAUUGCGGCGUAUAUCGCGAGUCUUCAGUAUCUGGCUUCGCGCUUUCGCCGACCUCCAUCCGAACGUGAUUUGCUUCGUAUCGCAUAUCAGAACCUCCUUCCGGAAUACCGGAGAGCUAUUGGCGAAAAGUGCGUCAACAGCUGGGAGGAGUUGGAGAGGUACGGCCGACGCUGGGAGCGGCUAAAAGAGUUAGAUAGCCGUUACGCACCUCCGCUGCCAGCGGAGAAGAUGCGCGUUCCCGGUGCGGCGUACAAGGAGGAAGGAGAGACCCAGAGAGCCGCUGCAGUCGAGAGGACAGAGCAUGCAGGCCCUGGUGACGAGUUGCCUUCUAUCGAGGUUGAGGAGAGGACGAGUGAGAGAAAGAGAGCUACCGUAUGGCGCGGCCUGGUGCGUCCGACCGCUAUUGCCGUGGCUCGAGGGGAGAGGCGAGGAGAUGGUGCGUGCUUCACCUGCUGUAAAGUGGGGCACCGGGGAUUGAAUUGCCCGGAGAUGAUCGGCUGGGCAUGCCAACAAAAAGGACAUUCACGAAGGGAAUGUCCUGCGCGUAGGCAAUUGCCACAGACAUCAUGA